GAAUGCGCAUGCGUGGCCAUUUUGGGAACUGUUUUCUGCUAGUAAAACGACGGACGAGAUUAUUGCCGCCUUUGUGGCAAAAUGUGUGCUCAUAUUUAGCUUUUAAUCAUUUCUAAGUACAUUAGUUGUCUCCAUGCACGUUGACGCGUCCCAGCUUAGUUUGCUAGCUGCUGAACAGAAGACGCGAACAAGACAUUGCUGAGCAGAUCUUCAACGGGGAGAGGAAAAUGUGAUUGUUUGAAAAUGUGCGAAAGAACGAUUGCAAAAUACGAGGAGGAACUUGAAGAGGAGAAGGAGCGACAACGUCAACCACUGGACGCUCUUUUCAACAAACAUCAAGUUGUGUCACACAGAACAGAUGUCCUCAGUCCUCAACAGCAGGCGUGGACCCCCGGGGUGAAGCAGGAGGAGCCACAGCCCCCCCACAUCAAAGAGGAAGAGGAGGAACACAGCAUCAGUCAGGAGGCAGAGCAUCUUCAAGGACUGCAUGUCUUCUCGGUGGUCGGUGUCAUCGUGAAGGGUGAAGGUGAUGAGGUCAAAGGUGAAAGUGAGGAGCAGAGAGAGGUGGAGAGACCAAGCAGCAGCUCAAGUCAACACAUGACAACAGAAGGUGAUGGAGACCACUGUGGAGGAUCGCAAGCAGACUUGGCUCCACUAUCAGAUAGCGAGGACACAACAUCCCACUCUUCUGACACUGAUGAUGAGGAUGAAGACUCUAAGGCCCAUCAGACUGACAACAGAUGCUGGAAAUGCUCCGAAUGUGGAAAAACCUUCAGCAGGAAGGGAAAUCUCAAUGUGCACAUGAGGAUCAUUCAUGCUGGCGAGAAACCUUUCUGCUGUCAAAUGUGUGGUAAACAAUUCUCUACAAAAGCACACGUGGCACGGCACGCCAGAACGCACUUUGUCGACGACGACAACACGCGCUUCCAGUGCUCCCAAUGUGACAAGACUUUUAGCAGCAAGGGCAAUCUCAAUGUGCACAUGAGGAUUAUACACAAAGGCGAGAAACCAUUCAGCUGUGCAAUUUGCGGUAAGCGCUUCUCCACAAAAGCGCACAUGACGACACACACAAGAACGCACUCCAGUGACAAUGACAACGCGCGCUUUGAAUGUUCUCAGUGUGACAAAACGUUUAGUAACAAGGGAAAUCUGACCGUGCACUUGAGGAUCAUUCACAAGGGCGAGAAACCGUUCUGCUGCGCAAAUUGCGGCAAGCAAUUCUCGUCGAAAGGUCACGUGACGGCGCACAUGCGAACGCACACCGGCGAGAAACCAUACGCCUGCUCUGUCUGCAACAGACGUUUCUCUCGUUGGUCGCUGGUGGUGCGACACAAGCGAACGCACACCGGAGAGAAACCGUUCACCUGCUCGUCAUGCGGCGUCGCAUUCUCUCAAAAGUCGGGUUUGACAAAACAUACCAGAAUACAUACUAAAGAAAAACCAUACGCCUGCUCAAUCUGUCACCGAAGUUUUGCAGUGAGUUCCGGAUUGGACAAGCACAUGACGAUACACACCGGGGAAAAACCUUUUACCUGUUCAGUCUGUGGAUUGAGUUUUGUACGUAAGUUAGUUUUGAAAGUGCACAUGAGAAUACACACGGGUGAGAAAGCGUUCAGUUGCAGCGUGUGCCAUGAAAGGUUCUCCUAUAAGUACCAGGUGGACAAACACAAAUGUGUGGGUGAGACAAGGACGUGAAAUGUCUGUGCAGUCGAUAUAAUACAUGUCCCACUUAUGAAUAUAAGCAGUCGGAAACGUGCUGACAUUUGAGACUUUUGUGAUGUACUGUAGUAAGAUGGCAUUUAUAUCAGUGUCAGCCUGUGUACGUUUUUUUCCGUCACAAGAAAAUGUCAAGCGUGUGGACAAAAGUAACUUCCAAAGGACCGAAAGUUGUAAUGUUUUAAGAACUAAAAAAGUUGCCUUUUGAGAGGUUGCUUAUUUAGAUCCGAGACACGGACCAGUGCUUUGUGGCACAGGUGCUGUUGGAGUGCAAAGACAAAGCAGAAAUAUACCAAAUAUUACUUCCGCUGUCGCAUGUUGCAGAACUCUUUUUUUUUUUGUUUUUGCCGAGCAUCAAAUCCUGUCUGAUGGGAUUUCCUCACAAAGACCUUCCCGAACAGAAGAAGACUUCUGGAUGUCUGCGUUGGAAGAGAAACUAAGUAGAUGUCAAUGUUGGACAGAUAUUUCGCAAUACAAUUUGUUUUCUGAUGUGUCCCGCCAAUAAAAGUACAGGUAAAAAAAUGUAGCUUACCAUGUAGCAAAGGUAGCUUACCACCAUUAAAGUUUUUAUUAUUAUUAUUAUUAAAUAACAUUGGAAACGUUAUUGUUUUUUAAAUGUGCUAUAUAAAUAAAGUGGAUUGGAUUGGA
Messenger RNA from Nerophis ophidion (straightnose pipefish), 2364 nucleotides. Its product is annotated as zinc finger protein OZF-like. The coding region runs from base 244 to 1695 and encodes 483 amino acids. The transcript is spliced from 2 exons. The record is from RefSeq and is a predicted model, not a curated record. Lineage: Eukaryota; Metazoa; Chordata; Actinopteri; Syngnathiformes; Syngnathidae. Gene Ontology annotation, cellular component: nucleus. Gene Ontology annotation, molecular function: DNA-binding transcription activator activity, RNA polymerase II-specific; RNA polymerase II cis-regulatory region sequence-specific DNA binding. Gene Ontology annotation, biological process: regulation of transcription by RNA polymerase II.